Molecule: messenger RNA, 1332 nt
Organism: Rasamsonia emersonii CBS 393.64
Lineage: Eukaryota; Fungi; Ascomycota; Eurotiomycetes; Eurotiales; Trichocomaceae
Product: Monooxygenase
Exons: 4
Coding region: 1-1332 (443 amino acids)
Molecular function (GO): FAD binding
Source: RefSeq, a predicted model, not a curated record
AUGACAGAACACACCACAGUCGCCAUCAUCGGUGGCGGCGUCGCCGGCCUCACGCUGGCCAACGCCCUCGAGCAAGCCGGCAUCGCAUACAUCCUCUGGGAAGGCCACGACCAGAUCGCCCCGCCGGCGGGCGCCAGUCUGGGGCUGAUGCCCAACGGCCUACGGAUUCUCGAUCAGUUGGGGGUCGUCGACGAGGUUGAGAAGCAGAUAUAUACUGAACGGAAAGUUACUGAUGAGUGGUACAGACUCGGCUACGGCGGCUUCUUCCUCGAAAGGCAGUGUUUCCUCGAAAUUUUGUACCAGAACAUCAAGGACAAGACGCGGAUCCACACGAAGAAAAAGGUCGUUCGCGUGCAGAGUCUUGACGCCAAAGCCAUCGUCACGGCCGCUGAUGGCAGCCAGAUCAGCUGCGAUGUCGUUGCCGGGGCGGAUGGCGUAAAGAGUGCUGUUCGUGCUGAGAUGGAGGCCAUGAGCCUGGCAUCGGGGGGAGGAGGGGUUAGUAGGGAUUCAAAUUUCCUCUCGACGAAAUACGCCUGUGUCUACGGCAUCUCCUCGCCCCUGCCUGCUAUCAAACCCGGCAAGGCCUUCACCAUCUACCGGAAAGACGUCUCGCUGCUCAUCGUCACCGGAAUUGGAGGCGUCAUCUACUGGUUCGUCUUCCAGGAUUUGAAGGCGUCGAUCCCGUUUGGUCAGACGCCACGUUACACGCAGGCCGAUGUGGAGGCGCUGUGCGGCAUUGUUGCAGAUACUAUCGUCACAGAUGGCGUCAGGUUUGCCGACAUUUUCAAGAAUAGGACGACAGCCGUGAUGACGGCGCUGCAGGAGGGUGUUGUCGAUACGUGGUUUGCGGGGAGGUUGGUGUUGCUGGGGGAUUCGGGGCAUAAAAUGGUCCCCCACGCCGCCAUGGGCGCCAACCUCGCCAUGGAAUCCGCCGCCUGUCUUGUGAACCGCCUGCUGGAACUACGCGAGCGGCAUCCCUCCUUGCAGCAGCAGCAUAUCCCCCUAGACACCCUCCAGUCCUCUCUGCGGGAAUACUCGCGCAAUCGCACCGCCAGAGCAGCCGACGUCGUCCGCCUCGCCAACUCCGCCUGCUGCGCACAGCUGAAAGCCGGGCCGGCGGAGGAGGCAUACAUAUGCAACAUCCUGCCGACACUAACAAACGAGGCGUGGCUGGCGAGAGCGCUGGGGUCGUUGUGCAAGGCGGAGAAGCUUGAGAACUGGCACCGGCAGAGUGAUCGCGUGGCGUUUUAUACGAGGCAGGCGGAGAGGAUUCGCCAGAGGAUGGAGAUGGAGCGGCUGGAGAGGGAGAAGGAAAACGGACUGGGACAGUGA